Sitophilus oryzae (rice weevil) is the source of this 2860-nucleotide messenger RNA. RefSeq names its product calcium-binding mitochondrial carrier protein Aralar1 (gene aralar1). The coding region runs from base 424 to 2322 and encodes 632 amino acids. Gene Ontology annotation, biological process: aspartate transmembrane transport; L-glutamate transmembrane transport; malate-aspartate shuttle. NCBI's taxonomy places the organism in Eukaryota, Metazoa, Arthropoda, Insecta, Coleoptera, Curculionidae. Gene Ontology annotation, molecular function: L-glutamate transmembrane transporter activity; L-aspartate transmembrane transporter activity; calcium ion binding. The record is from RefSeq and is a predicted model, not a curated record. The transcript is spliced from 12 exons.
CUAACCUUAAAGGUCGACUCAAAAUUGAUACAUUUGAGAUUAUUUUUUCGGAAAACAAAAAGAGCUUUACAAAUAUUUUGUCAAAACAGACCAAACUUCUCAUUCCGUGCAUAGUGUUCUGUGAUAUCUGCGUUAUUAUGUGUUAUAGUUUUAUUGACUGACUAUCAAGAAUACUUUUAUUAACAAAAGUAAUAAGUGCACUUGCAUUUUUCUUACCUAAUUAAUCUCAGGAUCACACCGUCUCUAAAUAAGGCAUUUAUAUUUGUGCAUACGUAUUUAUUUUAUUAACAAUGACCAGUAUUUUGUUCCCAAACGUUUUUUGUCAAGAGGUAGGGUGGGGGAUACCUCAAAAGAGCCCACGCAAAUCAGCUUCAAGAAAUCUACCACAAAUACGCAAGUAUCGAGAAGGAUGGAGAAAAAUACAUGAGUCCCGAAGACUUUAUCAUCAAAUAUCUGAAAAUACUAGACGAAAAAGAUCACAACGCGGAUACAGUGAAAUUGUUAGCAGGAAUUGUGGAUACCAGCAAAGAUGGACUUAUAUCUUAUCCAGAAUUCCAGGCUUUUGAAGGACUAUUGUGCUUUCCAGACGCUCUGUACAAGACAGCGUUUCAGCUGUUCGACACGAACGGAAAUGGAAUGGUCAGUUUUGCGGAGUUCGUUGAGGUGAUGAAAAAGACCGAACUCCACAAACGUAUCCCUUUCAACAUGGACUCGCCCUUCGUCCAGCUGUACUUUGGCAAGAACAAGCAACGGCUGGUCAGCUACCACGAGUUCAGCCAGUUCUUGCACGACUUCCAUGAAGAGUACGCAAUCGAAGGAUUCAGAAGGGCGGACAAGGACGGUUCAGGGUUCAUUUCCCUCCUGGACUUCCAAGACAUCAUGAUCAGUAUUAAGAGCCAUCUGCUAACCAAAGAAGUCCAAUCUCAUUUGAUCGAGGCUGUACAAGGUGAAACGCAAAGUCGAAAAGUCAGUUUUCCAUACUUCAUCGCCUUCAAUUCACUCCUAAACAAUAUGGAAUUGGUCAAGAGGAUAUACUUAAACGUCACCAACGGUCACAGGAUGCAAGAAGUCAGCAAAGACGAGUUCAUGCACUCGGCACAAGCCAUGUCCCAAAUGACGCCGCUUGAAGUGGAUAUUUUAUUUCAUUUAGUCGACGUCCUACAUCAGACGGGGCGGAUAGUGUACAACGACCUCUACGCUAUAGCUCCCGAACAAUAUUUCAAACAGAUCACCAACCGGUUGGCGGAAAUUCACGCAGUAUCGAGUCCCGAAGAAAGAGGUAUUGUUAUUCAAAUCCUCGAAAGCACUUACAGAUUUACUUUGGGUUCAAUUGCUGGAGCCGUCGGUGCCACAGCGGUAUACCCGAUAGAUUUGGUGAAAACUCGCAUGCAGAAUCAAAGAACCGGUUCCUUCAUUGGUGAAUUGAUGUACAGGAACAGUUUCGACUGUUUCAAAAAGGUCAUAAGGCACGAGGGCGUGUUCGGACUGUACCGAGGGUUGGUACCGCAGCUGAUGGGCGUGGCUCCAGAAAAGGCUAUAAAAUUAACAGUAAAUGAUUUUGUUAGAGACAAAUUCACUGAUAAAAAUGGUAAUAUCCCUGUGUAUGGAGAAGUUAUCUCAGGUGCUUGUGCUGGUGGAUCUCAAGUAGUUUUUACAAAUCCAUUGGAAAUUGUCAAAAUUCGUCUUCAGGUAGCCGGCGAAAUAGCUAGCGGUGAAAAAGUGAGGGCCUGGUCGGUAGUUAAGGAAUUAGGAUUGUUUGGACUGUACAAAGGCGCGAAGGCGUGUCUACUCAGAGACGUACCUUUCAGUGCCAUAUAUUUCCCGUCGUAUGCGCAUACUAAGGCGAGUUUAGCUGAUGAAAACGGUUAUAACGCUCCCAUAUCGCUCUUAGUCGCUGGUGCGAUCGCUGGUAUUCCCGCAGCUUCCUUGGUCACACCGGCUGACGUCAUCAAGACGCGGCUACAAGUGGUGGCUAGAGCGGGACAAACGACCUACAGUGGUGUUUUAGAUGCCACGAGGAAGAUUUAUAGGGAGGAAGGUUUCAGGGCGUUCUGGAAAGGUUCAGUUGCCCGUGUGUUCAGAUCUUCCCCACAAUUUGGUGUUACUCUAUUAACGUAUGAACUUCUUCAAAGGACGCUCUACGUCGAUUUUGGAGGAACUCGACCAACCGGCUCCGAACUGAAAGUGACGUCGAUAGGUGGCGACCGCGCCCCAUCCAAUCCCGACCACGUGGGGGGCUAUUCAGUCUCCGUUCCCAUUUUCUCGGGGAUCGAGACUAAAUUCGGCCUGUGCCUGCCCAAAUUCAGCCUGGCCAGAACGUAAACGGGGACCUGCUUUAGUCGAAUUUGUAUAGAACCAAAUCGCUUUAUCGAGGAAAGAAAAACACUUUAACAAAAUGAAAAGAAAAGAGAUUUUAUUGUAUAUAGUUUCGUUUUAGAUAUUAGGGUACGUAUGGGAGAAAAUUAAUUUUAAAUGUCUCAGAAAUUUUAAUACUGCUUAUGAUGAAGCUCUAAUGCUACCAUUAGUCUUAACCUCAAGAAGCAUAUGAAUCAACGUUAACAAGCGGUAGUAUUCAUGCUUGCAACGUAUUGAUCUUAACAGUAGCCCUAGUUCUAACGGGUCCUAAGACAUACAUGCUCAAAACUAGAGGUUUUAAGAAUUCUCGAAAUAAUAUUUGACAUGUUGAAUUUGACGGUUUAUAAAUGUUAAUAAAUUAUUUAUUUUUUGGUCUAGAAAUUAUUAAUGUAACAAUUAGUGUCUCUAGUAUUCGAAAUUCUAAAAAUAUUUGUGAAGUUAGGUUAGCAAAAUAAACACUAAAUCACUACAAUACACCAAAACACUUUUACUUUUACAUUGGAUA